AUGAGCGGCAUGAAACUUCGCGAAACCAUCCGCGUGCCAGUGCGAUAUGGCGAAGAUGAGUCCGAGAAGCCAUCACGGAGCUUUCUACGUCCAGGCACCGAUGAGCCCGAUGAUGGAGAGCCCCUGGAGCUUGGAGAAUCGGGCAGAUCUCGCUCACAUAAAAGGAGCAGGCCAAUUUUUGUGCAGUACAAUCCAGACCUACCACCUGCCGCUUUCCCUUCCCUUGAUAGGCCCAGGCCGCGUUCGACUCAUAAACCCGGCACACCAGGUCCGACAUCUAGAGGCAACAAAAGCCCUAAGGCCAGUCAACCCCCUGAGACCGGCCAAGCGACUGAAGUUAAAUCACUUCCUCCCAUUCGAAAUGAAGCAAGAAACACUGCUUCAAUUGUCUCCGGCAAAUCGGAGGAUAUUCCCAUGAAUCAACUCGAGAACCACAUAGUUAGUAACAGCAUGGACAACCCGACGUAUGCGAGGAACGUGGAUCUCGCUUACAAGCCUCGCCCGGGUGCGCCUUCGAGUCCAGAUGAUGUGACAGCAAUUUUCGACAGUGACGAUGACGAACUUCCAGACGCGACCCAAGUGCUCCUUGAAAAGAUUCCGAACCCGAGAUGGAAUGACCUCAACCCAGCUAUGCAAGUGGAGAUUUAUGAGAACAUGAUGAAAGACCAUACGUAUUGGAGUCUCUGUCACUUGCUUGGUCUCGGGAAGGCAGAACGCGAGAAAAUCGAGGAGUACGUGAGGAUCCGUAAUAAACAGCUCCUGCGAGAGAACAACCAUCUGGAACAAAUGCGACGGAAACAACGCAAUGCACUGAUGAAUAUCGACAACAGUGACUUGAAGGUUUUUGAGCCGCCACCUCAGCUGGUGCUGAAGAAGAUCGCCCGAAAUACAACUCGGAGAUUGGUCAACAAAUACACGGACUUGAUGAUGUGCCAAGCUCAUGAUGUCCUCAAAGCCAGACAAUACUUGCAUCGACGUGGACUGCCCCGCGGCUAUGCUGGAGACUGGGGAGACAGUCUGGUGGUUCUGAGGGAAUCCGAAGAAGAUGACAAAUUUGAACCCGAUAAGUUCGAGUGGAAAGAGGAAAUGAAAUUCACUCCGCCUCCACCUGAGGUAGACCCUGCCCGGGCCCAAGCACUCCAAGACACUGUUAACUUUAUCAACAAUAUCGGCGGAGACACAAUAGCCCCAACGAGUUUGGUUCGAAACAGCACUGACCAAGAGCCUCUCCGGGACUGGGGGAAAUAUUUCGAAAAAUCGAAAGAUGGUAUGUCGUGGGACACCACAAAAGUUCGAGAUGGCGGAAUGGUCAAGUUGAAUCUCGGUCUAGAAAGAGCGGCGGCUCUUCGACACUACGAGAAAACCGGUUCAAUGCCUCAGAGCGUUGUCUCCCCUGGCAUCGUGUUUCGAGGUUUUGUUCCUCCGGGCCCAAUGCCUCAAAGUAUUACGCCACACAAUACUAUGUCACAGGAUGCGAUGUCCCGAAUUGCUAUACCUCGAUUUGGUCAGUCCCCAGUUGUUAUGCCUCCAGUUGCCAGGUCCCGAGACAGCAUGCCUCACUUUGUCAUGCCUGGAGCUGUUAUGCCUCGGUUUGCUUACCCUCAAGGCACUUACCCCCAGCAAUUCACGCCCCAAGGAUUGUCAUCGCGUGGACAAGUGUCACAAUCAGCUCUGCGUCCGUCACUGCCGCUAGAGGUUCACUCGGAAACACCUUCGAGGGUGAGGUACAACAUCGCUCCGCAGGUUGGCUUCGGUACCGGCUCCCCCCAUGGCUUCCCCUCGACAUAUGACCAGCAAGGGAUCAGGCCGAUAAGCAGAGAGAUCCCUGGCGACGAUUCCUUCCUAAUGAGCCCCUCUGAGAGCCAGGCCAGAUUUAAAAGGCACCUCACGCGAGCCAAGCUCGAGAAGGUAGAAGCAGAAGCAAAAGCCCAACAGCGUUUCAACUGUUUGCCAACCCGCCAGGUUAAUGGUGUUGGUGCUGGUCGUUCUCUUUAUUGCGGACCUCCCCAGAAAAUCGCGGGGAAAGUUGAAGAACCCAUGUCUUCGGAAUUAUUCUCUUGGGAGGAACAUAAUCAAUCAAUGUGUGCCAACAAUGACGACUGGAUGAGAGAAUUUAUCUACUUCAAGCCUCCUUCGGAAACUAAAGAAGAGGAAGCUGAACAAGUCAAAGAAGAGGCUACUGAAAAUUUUGCAACUCAGAGCACUUCCAAUGGUCAUACCUCGAGCACUGAUGCUUCGACAGAUGAUGUGAUGCUGGUGCGAACGGAUGGUGAGUGUUCCUCUCCUUAA
Messenger RNA from Penicillium soppii, 2289 nucleotides. RefSeq lists its product as uncharacterized. The transcript has 2 exons. NCBI's taxonomy places the organism in Eukaryota, Fungi, Ascomycota, Eurotiomycetes, Eurotiales, Aspergillaceae. The coding region runs from base 1 to 2289 and encodes 762 amino acids. The record is from RefSeq and is a predicted model, not a curated record.